Messenger RNA from Pungitius pungitius (ninespine stickleback), 1938 nucleotides. RefSeq names its product solute carrier family 43 member 1b (gene slc43a1b). Gene Ontology annotation, molecular function: L-amino acid transmembrane transporter activity; neutral L-amino acid transmembrane transporter activity. The record is from RefSeq and is a predicted model, not a curated record. Gene Ontology annotation, biological process: transmembrane transport; neutral amino acid transport. Bases 216 to 1799 code for a protein of 527 amino acids. Lineage: Eukaryota; Metazoa; Chordata; Actinopteri; Perciformes; Gasterosteidae. The transcript is spliced from 15 exons.
UCUAACAGGGUUAACGUGUGCCCAUGUGCCAGUGAAUACAGCCGCAACUUAGUGGGAGGGAUAGCAUGCUUUAUGUUCAUAACAAAAGGAAAGAUUAAAAUCCAAAACAGAAGCCAACUCUCCUGUCAGCAAACAGAAGCAGGAGUGACAACAACCAGUCCGCAGCAUAUAAAUAUAGAUCAUCUACUGUGUAGGAGUUCACCUCAUAAGCUGUCAUGGCUCCCAGCUUGGACCAAGCAUUCAGGAGGAGGUGGUGGAUGGCAAUUACAGCCAUUAUAGAGAACCUUCUCUUCUCUGCUGUUCUUCUGGGCUGGGGCUCACUGCUCAUCAUGCUGAAGAAUGAAGGCUUUUAUUCCCACCUUUGCAUUGAAAACGUGACUGACGACUCAAACGUGACCUCUGUGGAGGGGGGAGACUGGCGGAGUUGUGUGGAGCAGGAAGAGGUACUCAACCUCGGCUUCACCAUUGGCUCGUUCCUCUUGAGUGCAGCCACUUUACCCCUGGGGAUCUUGAUGGACAGAUAUGGACCUCGCCCACUGAGGCUCAUUGGCAGUUCAUGUUUUGCAGCCUCAUGUGCAAUGAUAGCUGCCGCUGCACAUGAUCCCAGAGUGCUGUCUAGCCUCAUAUUCCUUGCUGUCUCCUUCAACGGCUUUGGAGGAAUUUGUCUGACCUUCACUUCACUCACACUGCCUAACAUGUUCGGGAAUGUACGAUCAACUAUCCUCUCCCUGAUGAUCGGCUCUUACGCUUCUUCAGCCGUCACCUUUCCUGGUGUCAAGUUGAUUUAUGACCUUGGUGUGUCCUUCCGCAUCAUCAUGUGGGUUUGGUCUGGUAUGGCCUGCACAGUCUUCAUCAACUGCUUCCUCAACUGGCCGGCUGAAUCCUUCCCUCCUCCUGAUGACAUCAGAUACACCAACACAAAGGUGAAGCUGAGUGGGCUCGUGAUGGAGGACAAGAGGACAGGUGACAGGUACGUUGCCCGGCUGUCUGUCAUGGAAGAAAUGAUGGGACCUAAGCAGACAGAACCUGAGCAGACAGACUCUCAAAGCACAACUAAGGGCUCGGUGCCAUUCCUUCAUUCUGUGUGCUCUCCCAUCUUCCUGUGGAGUAUCAUCACCAUGGCAAUGACCCAGUUGAGACUGAUCUUCUUCAUGGGUGCCAUGAACAAGAUGCUGGAGUUCAUGGUCACCCAGGGCGACCCCAACCCCUCAGAAGAGCUGCAGAAGGUGGUGGAGGAACAAGUUGGAUUCUACUCAUCUAUCUUCGGUACGAUGCAGUUACUGUGUCUCCUGACUUGUCCUUUGAUUGGUUACAUCAUGGACUGGAGGCUGAAAGAGUGUGAAGAGGAAAAUGCCAACACACAAACAGAGAAGAGCCAAUCGGAUCCCCCAACGAGAGACCGAAAGACACAGAAAGUGACCAAUGCGAUGAGAGCUUUUAUAUUUACCAACCUCCUAUUGGUAACCUUUGGAAUCAUUUCCUUGAUUGACAACCUGCCUUUACAGUUGGUGUCGUUUGUUCUGCAUACCAUAGUGAGAGGUUUUAUCCACUCCUGCUGUGGAGGACUCUAUGCAGCUGUGUAUCCAGCCAACCACUUUGGAACACUGACGGGCAUGCAGUCAAUGGUCAGUGCUUUUUUCGCCUUGCUUCAGCAGCCCCUGUUCAUACUGAUGGUGGGACACCUAGGUGGAGAUCCUUACUGGAUCAAUUUGGCCCUUCUCAUCUUUUCACUGGCUGGUUUCCUGUUGCCAGGCUAUCUGUUCUAUCACCGUAGAAACCUGGUCAGGACAAAGGCGUGAUAGGUUGGCUGCCAGCCAAUCAAACAAAGUUAGCACUCCUCUAACCCAAUCAGACAGUGCGACUGCUAAACGUCAAACCAAAGGGCAUGUGGCAAAGAUGAUUCACAAGAGUGACAUGAUUGAUUCAUAUUUCAUUGUU